This is a messenger RNA of Trematosphaeria pertusa, 1454 nucleotides long. RefSeq lists its product as uncharacterized. The transcript is spliced from 2 exons. NCBI's taxonomy places the organism in Eukaryota, Fungi, Ascomycota, Dothideomycetes, Pleosporales, Trematosphaeriaceae. The record is from RefSeq and is a predicted model, not a curated record. Bases 288 to 1430 code for a protein of 380 amino acids.
ACACAACUCGCAGCACCACUCAACACCACCUCUCCCUGCCCAAUCCUCUCAGUCCAAUGUGCCUCCGUCACUGACACUCAUCCGUGCUCACCUCUGGGGCAAUUUAAUUGCGGAUCGGAUUCGCGCGGCUCAAGCAGUCUAAGAGGCGCUAUUUGCUCAACGCAACACACCACCUGCCCCCUUCGUGCCUCUUGCAGGUGUCGUCCUCGUCGCGUCUACCCUCGCACCUCCUCGUACCUCUACUCUUGCGACGCCGCUACAUCACACCCCCGCACUACGAACGUGCCAUGAGCGAACCCGGCCCGACGACGCCUCUCUCGGAAAGCGGAUCGACGCCUCCUUCAUCAAUCCGCAGGGCGCACUUCCCGCCCACGCCGUCCUCGACCGCCCAGCCCGAGGCCGAUCCCGCAAGCGUGUCUCCAGUCCUGCGGGCCAUCGGGUGUCGCACGGCGUGCUGGCAGCGCUUUGAGGUCACUCCCGACCAAUACACACGCUUUCGCGCGGACCUGGCCGCGCGCCCAUACUUGGCGGACAAACUCAGGCUCGAUUACGACUCGGAGGAAGGGGAGCUAGUCCUGCGCAUGCCCGACCCCGUGCACGACAACACCGCCGGAGGGCUGCAGGACGCUCUCUUCGCCAAAGUGCAAGCUCUCGUCACGGGCGCUGCGGAUGAUGCGGAUGCCGACCGCCUAGCAGACCUAAUACGACCUCUUCGCAAAGGCUUUACCUCCGACGUCAAGCUCGACCUUGAGAAGGGCGACAAGAAGUCUCCGGACGCCUCUUUCGCAUACGACGGCUAUCCCAACCCACCGUUCGUCAUUGAAAUCGCGCAUAGCCAAAACGGGAACGACCUUCCCGAACUCGCUGAGGGAUGGAUACGGAAGACCCAGUCCUGGACAAAGACGGUGAUGGUCGUAGACCUUGAAUACCGCAACCCUGUCGAGCGCGCUUCGAAUCCUACACUUCCGCGCAACGCCUGCUAUAAUCUCUACACCUACGCUGUAGUCGAGGAAGGCGGGGAGGAGGUUGCGACUGCAAACACCUUGGGCGACGAUAUAAAAUUCUCUCCUGCUCCAUCACCCGCGGACGACGCGUCCCUCAUCAUCCCCUUUUCACAUUUCCUCCCACAUGGAGUCCUCAACGCCGGGGACCCUAACCCGACCAUCUCCGUCACGCACGACGAGCUCCGCGCCAUCCUUAACAAGGCCGAGGAAACCCAGGCGGUUCGGGACGGGAGAAAGUGCAAGCCUGAUGGUGCCAAGUCCCCACCUCCAAUGCCCAAAAAGUGGCGCUCCACGAAACGAAAGCGAGAGGUUGACGAAAAGCGAGAGCCAGUCCCCCAUCUGUCUAGUUCGUUUGAGUUCGAUGAGGAAGACAUCAAUGAAGAUGACGAUGACAACAAUGGACCGAGAGAGAAGCGCAGGCGCUGAGAUAAUUGGUAGCAAAAACGCACC